AUUUAAGACGACUAAGGGCAGAGUUGUUAUUUAAACCAAUUAUGAGGGUAAAAAUGUAACUUCAAAAUAUGAUAAAUACUCUACAUCCUUUUUUUUUUUCUUUCAGAUUAGCUCUUUUUCUUCAGAUUUUGGUUGUGUCCGAUCAAUUUACGAGUUUCCACAAAAUCAAUCAAAAGAUAGAUAUGAAGGGGCACCAUGCAAUUGAGGUUGCAAAGACAGUGAUGGAGGUAGCCGAUGUGGCAUGGUCAGCGGUGGAACACUGUCAUCACCAUAGCAACAGUCAUACUGAAACGACGAUGUUUGAUCCUUCUAAAGAAGGGGAAGAAGAAGAAUUGAAAUUGCUGAGGUCUGAAAACGAGCGGCUCAGACGGUUACUUCAACAAAAUCUUAUGCUUCUUCACAACAUGUCACAAUCUCCUUCUUCACUUCAAGAUUGUCCCCCUGAUGAGGUCAUGGGUUCAAGCCUUGGAAACAGCCUCUGGCAGAAAUGCAAGCUUCAUGAUCGUCUUGUAGCUGCUGUGGAGUCUGGAAGCUUUUUGAAACAGCUGGAAUCGCUCAAUCGAAAUUCUGUUGAUGGCAAUGACUGUCAAUUUCCUUUCAAGGAGCCAACUGGUUUUGACAAAGAUACGGCAGAACUUCUGGUAAACAUGAGUCUUGAAGAACCAAGUUGGUGGGUUUGGGUGACGGAGGAUAUGGUCCCUGGCAAUUUCGAAGAAAGAAGUGGAAUAGAUAACGAAAACUAUGUGAUUAUUAGUGAGGAAUAUGUUGUAGAUGCAGUUGCCAACUUUAUGGCGAGAUGCAUCGUAUCCAAUCCGAAAGCUCAGAAGAUGUCUCCUGAAGAACUUCAAAAGACCUUGACAAAAGCAUUAGAAGGCAUUAGUAAAGUAGAAAGAUUGUUCAACAUUUGGCAUGCAGCGCAAACAUUCUACGUCCUUUCCACUUGGGGACUUGCUUUAUUCGGGUUGUACAAGAGCCGAUCUGUUGUGACUCUUGCUGCUAAAGGCGUUCACAAGACGGGCAAAAUGGUUCUAAAGGCUCUUUGAAGAUGCUUCUGUUGUGUGUGUUGGUUGCGAAUGAAGUGUCUAAAUGUUAGAACUUCUUGUACAGUCCUGUAAAUAAAAUCAACGCUAUGAACUUAUGCUCGACUUCAGUAAGUUGGUUGUCAACGAAGUGUCUAAAUGUCGACUUCUUGUACAGUAUUGUAUUCAAAUCAACGUUAUGAACUUAUGCUCGACUUCCAUGUAUGGGAGGGAAUAUUGUAAAGUUUGCAAUUUGAAAAGAUCCUUAUUUUGUUGACAUGAA
Molecule: messenger RNA, 1302 nt
Organism: Capsicum annuum
Lineage: Eukaryota; Viridiplantae; Streptophyta; Magnoliopsida; Solanales; Solanaceae
Exons: 8
Coding region: 69-1043 (324 amino acids)
Source: RefSeq, a predicted model, not a curated record